Messenger RNA from Lolium perenne, 6393 nucleotides. Lineage: Eukaryota; Viridiplantae; Streptophyta; Magnoliopsida; Poales; Poaceae. The record is from RefSeq and is a predicted model, not a curated record.
GAGAAAAACGAAGGGGCCAUGCCCUGCUGGGUAAUUGGGCUUGGUAAUAUUGCGGCCCACUUAAGGGCAGAUGCACGAAUCGAUCGACCCGAACCGCCGAAAUAGCGUGGAAAAGAAGCAGACUGGUCGGUUGGUUCUAGGGCACGAUUUAUUCUCGAAUCUGACCGACCAAGAUCCUUCGCAACUUUUGUUCGCUCGCUAGACAAAGAAGCUUCCUCCAAUCUUGCUCGAUUUCCCUCCAAAGCUCCCAGAUUUUCCGACUCCCGCCUCCCUUGCCGCCAUGACGAAGCACCACCGCCCUAGCCGCCUGCGCCGCAUCCUCACCGCCGCCGGGGCUGCUACCGUCGCUGGUCUUGUGCUUUUCUCCGGGCGCCAGGCGGUACUCUCCAAAACCCCCGUCUUCUCGCCGGGCCUGUUCUCCGGCGGCCUCGCCGUCGAGAGCUGGCCGAUGCCUCAGGAGCUGCUUCGCCCGCCGACCUUCCUGUUUCCACACCCGUCGGAAGCCGACAUCGAUUUUGCCCUCCCGCGUCGCCUCUUGCCGCUCCGCCCCCACUCGCCGCCGCAGCACGACGCGGACGCCGUCUUCCUCCCUGAUGAAUCUGAUGCCGCGGUCUUCCCUGAUUCCGAUGCCGUCCUGCUCCCUGACUCCGAGGUCCUGGUCCUGGCCGACGAGCCUGUGGACGACGCGAUCUGUGCCUUCCAAGGUGGUGCGUCGUCCCCGGCGCGUGCUCUCGGGACGCUGCCAGGGCCCGGACGCCAAGCCUACCUCUGCGCCAUGCCUGAAACAGAGCAGAGUAUCCAGCCGCUCCAAGCGCCCCUGCUGCUUUCCUCCUCCUCCGCUGAUGCCCCCGCCGCUGCCGCUGCUGAUUUCCCUGCCCGUCCGAUGCUCAACUGGAGCAACCGCCUAGUCUUCGACUCUGCUGUUCUCGACGGAGGCGAUGUGCUUGUCUUCGCGAAAGGUGUCAUCCGCCGCCAGUGGGCAAACACAGCCAAUCCCCCCGUCCAGUGUGUGUACCGUGGCCAUGAUGAUGGCGUGUCGGUCUCCCUCCCAGCCAUCACUGCGGCGCAACAAGUAGCAAGGUGCCCCCCUCCACCGGCUCUUCUUACUUCCAGCAACACCCAGCUCCGGGUCACAUUGUCUGUCACCGGCGAGGAGCCCAUCCCCUCCCUUGCGAUAUACCGUCCACAAAAAAGUCACCUUGCAGCAGUAGCGCCACCUACCAGAAACAAUAUCUGUGCCUGCACAAUGGUGCGCAAUGUCUCAAAGUUCCUUCGCGAGUGGGUACUGUACCAUGACGCUCUGGGCGUCGACCAGUUUUUCUUGUACGACAAUGGAAGCGAGGAUAAUUUGGCGGGUAAGGUGGCCGACUUGAGGUCCACAGGAGUCAACAUUUCCACCGUGGCCUGGCCUUGGACCAAAACGCAGGAAGCUGGUCUUUCCCACUGCGCUGCAGUGCACCAAGCAUCGUGCCAGUGGAUGGCAUUCGUUGAUGUCGAUGAGUUCAUCUUUUCUCCGGACUGGAAAAAUUUAGAGACUCCCUCAAAGUCCAUGCUUGAAGCACUUGUCUCGGUUGAUCCACAGAUUGGGCAGAUCUAUCUCCCCUGCUUUGAUUUUGGUCCCUCGGGUCAAACAGCACAUCCGCAGGAAGGUGUUUGUCAGGGCUAUACUUGUCGGUUGAAGACCCAGCAGCGCCACAAGUCCUUCGUCCGUCUUGACGCAGUGGAACCUUCCCUGCAGAACUCUGUACACCACUUCUCGCUCAGAUCUGGUUUCACUAACAUGUGGACCAGGCUGGCGCGCAUCAACCACUACAAAUAUCAAGCGUGGACAGAGUUCAAGUUGAAGUUCAAAAGGCGUGUUUCUGCAUAUGUAGCUGACUGGACUGAUCCGGUGAACCUAAAGUCCAGCGACCGUGCUCCUGGUUUAGGAGUUGAAGCUGUCGAACCACCUGGUUGGGCUGACAAGUUUUGUGAGGUAAAGGAUACUGUUAUGCAGGAAUUGAGUGUAAGAUGGUUCGGUACUGGAUUCGGAGGCCAUGGAUCAUCCAAGUCGAAGGGUUCCCAUGAAACCCACACCGGUGAUGUUGCCCUCUCCCCCUCUCUUCCAUAGUUUAAAGUAAUAAAACAUUAACCAAACACUCAACUUGCCAAAAAAAAAAGAUAGCCCUUAAAUUGAAUAGUAUACAUAUUUUUUGCAAAAUAUUUGUUUGUUCAACUUAAAAUUUUCGUUUUUAGGGUGUUCUGUUUCAGGAUCCUCUGGAAACUCCUAUUUAAUGUUUCUAGAUGCUUUUAUUUAGGUUUCCAGUAAUGUUGGUACGCCAUGUUCUUCUUUUUGUAGGUCUGUAGUAUUCAAUGCAUCUAAAGAUCCAUCAUUUUAUCAUCUCCUGUCACAUGUUAGCAGAAUUUAUCUGUGAUAUAGACGCUUCAAUGUAUUUCAUCAGGUUAUUGCGUUAGUUCUUGCAGGUUCUUGGCGCGCUUCUGUUGGCGCUGGCUGUUCUUCUGGGUGCAGGUGCGUUUUGGGGGCGUUGGUAGCUGCUGUUGCUGAAUUUCUGUUUUUAGGAGGAACUGCCAUUGUCAGGGAGCGAAGCAUCCCACAUGAGCUUCUUUGUUCAGGCAUCGGUACACACAGGAAUUAAAAGUUACAAACAACGUGCAGGGUGGUGGCAAGGAGCUCUUGCAGCCUCCAAGGUGAUUGCACUAUCGUACUUUAUCUACUUUGUUUCUUCAGUAGUACACAAACCAAACUAAAACUUAUAAUGUUACUUAUUUUGAUGUCAAAUUGGUCGAGCUAUCUCUCUUUAGGAUGACCAAGUUUAUGGUUUUUUAACAUUUGCUACGCUAAUUGAUCAUUGUUUUUCUCAAUCUGCAAAUUCUGAGGAUUAAAACUGGGAGUGGCACUGCGAUGACGACGGACACGAAGGCCGGUAGCCGGUAGGAAGGAGGUGGUUUGACUCCCACGGAUUACCCAUGAUGUCUGGAGGUGAGAAAAGAUCUACUGUGAUGUCGAACUCUGGCGUGCCAUGAUGGCACCAGUUAUGACCGCAGGCUCCCAGGUGAUCGCACUAUCGUACUUUCUCUAUUUAGUUUACCCAAACCAAUUUAAAACUGAUGAACUUACUCAUUUUGAUGUGAAAAUUGAUCGAGGUACCUCUCUUUAGGAUGACCAAAUUUACGGGUUGUUUAACAUUUGGUAUGUGUAUUGACCAUUGUUAUCCUCCAUCUGCAAAUUCGGCUCGUUGGCUCUCUGCUACUCCAGUUUUCGGCGGCCAUGGGGUUGGUGAUUGAUUAACUUCCAUAAAAGCACCAUCGUGCAGUUGCCACCGACUAUAACCUUGACAUCCAAGAGAUUCUGGGCUGCCGUGUCGAGCGUUUCCCGCAGAUCUACCUGGGGCUGCAACUGUCAGCUGAGAAGCUUCACCCUGGCUACCUUCUCACUGCUGAUCGCACUUUUGAUCAACUUAGUGCUUGAUGCCCUUGCGAACUACGCCAUGCACAUAGCGUUCCUCCCUCCCGCGCUGCUGCACAUCCUCGAAGGACUGCCCCGCGACUUUCUGUGUAACGCUCUGGAUCAUCCCUCUGGAGCCAAGUGCCUGGUAGCCUGGCAGCAGGUGUGCCUUUCCAAAGAGGAAGGCCGCCUGUGCAUUUGCUGUCUCUUCAAGCAAAACCGGUCCCUGAAGGUGAAGCUGCUACACACCGGCGCUCUGACAGCGUUCUGCCGUGGUCGAGGUUGUUGUGGGGAAUGUCGGCUUGCCCCAUUGUCCCCAUGAAGCGUCCUUCCAUGCCAGGCAUGCACUGGAAGCGCCUGGUCGAGCUCAUGCCGUUCUACUGGAAUAUCUCGGCUGUCUGCAUUGGCGAUAGCCACACACCUUGUUCUGGCUCGACACCUGGCUCGCCGGUGGUGUGAUCAAGCCACAGUGCUACGCGCUGUUCACCCAUGCCGUGAACGCAGGGGCCAGCAUGCGCUCUGUAUUGCAGGCUGGCCUUGCCGGGGCUCAGGUCCCUGCCUCACGGCUGUCGCCGCUCGGGAGCGCGCCGAGCUUGCGCACGUUUCCCGCUCGGACAUGGAUGACACAAGGUCUCUGGUGCGCUGGUCAAAAGCUAAAGGCAGCACAUCAUCUUCAGAUGCAGCCUUGCCUCUAGCUUCUGGAACUGCGUUGGCAGGUAGCACCCACCUGAUGCUGAUGUCCGCCUCCUACACUCAUACAAUGCUCCCCCUCCCCCCUGGUGGAUCAAAGGAUGGCUUCCACUUCCAUCCUUCUGUGCUGCUGGAACAUCUGAAAGUACUGCAACGCUGUCACCUUCACAGAGUAGUGACCUAGCCUGUCGCUCUUGCUUCAGAUGUGCCGCGAUGAUGCCUGAUUGUGGCGUGCCCGCCUCCCUCGGGACGUGCAAUGCUCCACUGAUGCUUGGCUUCUCUUCCUUAGCUCUAGGCCCCCAUAGUCCCCCUUCUCUGCCCCCCUUUUCACUCUGUAAUCCCCAAACUCCAGCUGUAUAUCUGGCUUUGGGCCAUUUUUUUGAAUGAAAAAGUUCAGGUGGGUUUUUUGGACGACUAACUGACUCGAGUGUGCUUCUUGUUCAAAACUCUGCUAUUUCUUUCUAGCCAGAUCUUCCAAAGGAUUAUUAGAUUGGCAGCUUGUUGAAAUCUUUUAGCUGCAGUGAAAUCUAAGCAGACCAUUAGCUGGCCAGACUUAGGAACUGUGUUUGAUAGUUGUUAUGUGUUAGAUUAUCACUGGAAUACUAAGUAACCGACACUUUUUUGUCAGAUAUUUAAGGAACCUGACCAUACGGCAGAUGCUUCCACAUCAGAUAAUUUUGCUAUUAUCUUUCCUCUAAAAACAUAUUCUUGCAUCAGUCCUCACAAACCAGUGGGAACGUGUUAGAUACUGAGCAGUCCAUGUAGGUCGUAAUUCUGAUUCCCAUCUUUAUUUGCAGUGGUGCAUGUUUGUAGUCUUUUGUUCAGUUUGCCCUUACUCAACUCAUUUCCCGUAUUUUGAGCUUUCUAUUGCGAAACAACAACACACAUCCUUCCAAUGGUUUUCUCCUUCAUAUAAUGCCGAGGGAAAGUACGUUACGUUUGCUCGUCACAUUGCUCUUGUCCCCCUAAAAAAAGGAAAUCUCAUACCCAUGGGUAUAGCCGGUAAUUCCGAGUGGACAAACUAAGGGAUUGGUUUAGUUAGUACUCAGUACGAGAAGGCGGGCAUUGAAGGCACGGUAGAAAAAAGAAGAAAUUUCCCAAGAGAGGGGCUAGAGCUGAAACGGUGGAUUCUGUAGCUCCUAUUGCAGAGAUUAUGUCUCUUCUUCAUAGUUGAAGUUUAUACCGUGAUAUACGAGCCUGCAUCUAAAGAAACUUAGUAUUGAUAUUGUGAAGAUGAGUAAGAAAUGACCCUUUUCAUUCUAGAGUUCUGAUUUCAACUAAACUUGCUAGAUUACUUAUUUCACAGGUUUGCAUGUACCACUUAAUAACAGGACUCCAUCUAGAUUAUUUAAUUGAUCAUUCAGUUAUUAUUAGAUGAUUCAACUGAUGCACCUUGGAUUGCUGAUUUAACAGAGCAUACGUUUGAUUUCUAUGCAUACACAGAUAUGUUGUUUAUCUAAGUGAUUUUAGACAUGUUUAGACUGACAAUGUUUGGGUCUUGUUAGUCAAUAGAGUAGUUACCAUGGCAAUUGUUCUGUCAAAAUGAUGUGAAGUUUUACAUGGUACCAGAAUAGAAAAAACUCACUAUUUUCCUUUUUUGGAUAUGCCCAAACUACUGCAUUUAUGCUAUAUCUUACCUUUCAACUCUUUUUCAGAUUCACUUGGUGUUUCCACCCCCGGUCUGAUCAAUGGUUUACGGACUGAACUGCCGACUAGAAAAAUGACCCCAUCUAUGCUUAUGGUGUUCUUUCCCGUAUUUAGUAGAAGAUUUUUUUUGUAGUUCUUUCAUACAGUAUAUGAUAAGGAUAGCUCCUGUAAUUGUGUGUCCAGUUCGGCAUCCACAUGUACAUUUUUUUUCAGAGGGGAAAAAAGUGAAAACCAGUGAACACUUACCUUACCUAUAAAAAAAUAAGCCAUCUGUCUUUGAGGGUUUCCAUGUCUGGGAAAUUAGCUAUGGAGGCAUGAGGAAAAAUUCUUUGUGGUGGAUGUAUGUACAUAACAAGAAAGAUAAACUAUAUCUGCUAAGUGCUUCAUGUUUGUAUGCCCAGGAAAUGAGAUGGCAUGACCCUGUGGUAUACCCCUCUCUGUUCCUAGUUAUAAGGUGCACACGUUUUCGAGACAGGCUUUUGUUGCUUUCUGUUAUGUCCACUAGUCAUUGCCAAAAUAUAACUGAAUUUAAUGUGUAAGAUCUUAACUUGAGAUGGAGUUCUCAUGUUGCGUUAAUUCCAUUUAGAACCCCCGUGCUCGAGGUAGACAAG